Podospora pseudopauciseta is the source of this 615-nucleotide messenger RNA. RefSeq lists its product as uncharacterized. The record is from RefSeq and is a predicted model, not a curated record. The coding region runs from base 1 to 615 and encodes 204 amino acids. NCBI's taxonomy places the organism in Eukaryota, Fungi, Ascomycota, Sordariomycetes, Sordariales, Podosporaceae. The transcript has a single exon. Gene Ontology annotation, molecular function: catalytic activity; ferrous iron binding.
AUGGCAACCACGGAGAAACUCGUCAGUCCCUCCUCCAUCGGCCACUUCGGCAUUAGAACAACCCCUGAAAAGUUCGAGGCCAUGGUCAAGUGGCACCUCGACUUCUUCGGUGGACGCGAGGUACUUCGAAACGCCAAGGCCAGCUUCAUCCAGUGGGACGAAGAGCACCACAGAAUGGUCAUCGUGCAAGACGACAGCCACGAGCAGAUCCCAGCCGACAAGCGCCCUACAGCAGCAACAGUCUACCACAUCGCUUUCACACUCAACUCUCUCGAGGAUCUUGCCACCAGCUACGAGCAGAAGAAGGCCCGCGGCAUCCUGCCCCACUGGCCUGUCAACCAUGGCAUGAGCACCUCGAUGUACUACUUUGAUCCGGAUGGAAAUGAGUUUGAGAUGCAGGUCAACAACUUCGACACAGCGGAUGAAGCUCUGGAGUUCAUGAAGACGCCAGAAUAUGCGACGAACCCGAUUGGCGUGGAUAUUGAUAUUGAAGAGUGGCUGGCACGGGUCAAGAGCGGGGAGGAUGAGAAGACUCUCAAAAAGCGUCCGGUUAUUGGGCAGAGGCUUAGCCGGUAUGAGAACUCGAUUUAUUGGAAGAAGCCAGAAGAAGCGUGA